AUGGUGGCUAUCACAGAGUUCCAGAAAAUUGGCUUUGGUCUGAUGGGAUUCAGUUUAUUUUUCCUGCUCUUUGGUGUGCUGUUGUACUUUGACUCUGUCUUGAUGGCCUUUGGGAAUAUCUUGUUUUUGAGUAGCUUGACAUUCAUCAUCGGCUUCAGGAGGACAGCUCACUUCUUCUUCCAAAGACACAAGUUUCGAGGUUCGUUCUUCUUCCUGGGAGGUGUGUCUCUGGUGCUGUGCCGUUGGCCAAUCGUUGGAAUUCUGUUGGAGAGUUAUGGCUUUGUGCUUUUAUUUAGGUCUUUCUUCCCCAUGGCCUUGGGAUUUGUGCUGUCAGCUGUGAAUAUUCCUGUCCUCAAUACAUUCUUCUCCAGCAGCUCCUCCAUGGUCUGA
Messenger RNA from Chelmon rostratus (copperband butterflyfish), 390 nucleotides. It is a transcript of the gene golt1a, whose product is annotated as golgi transport 1A. Gene Ontology annotation, biological process: retrograde transport, endosome to Golgi; endoplasmic reticulum to Golgi vesicle-mediated transport. The transcript is spliced from 5 exons. Gene Ontology annotation, cellular component: membrane; endoplasmic reticulum. Bases 1 to 390 code for a protein of 129 amino acids. The record is from RefSeq and is a predicted model, not a curated record. NCBI's taxonomy places the organism in Eukaryota, Metazoa, Chordata, Actinopteri, Chaetodontiformes, Chaetodontidae.